Candidozyma haemuli is the source of this 786-nucleotide messenger RNA. RefSeq lists its product as uncharacterized. The record is from RefSeq and is a predicted model, not a curated record. Gene Ontology annotation, molecular function: pyridoxal phosphate binding. Bases 1 to 786 code for a protein of 261 amino acids. The transcript has a single exon. NCBI's taxonomy places the organism in Eukaryota, Fungi, Ascomycota, Pichiomycetes, Serinales, Metschnikowiaceae. Gene Ontology annotation, cellular component: intracellular anatomical structure.
AUGCUUUCUUCCCAUUGCAGAACUCCAGCUUUGAAAAGACUCUUCUCGGUGACAAUGAAUAAGGCUCUGUCAGAAAGAACUAGUGAACUCGCAGCCAAUUACGACAGGAUUUUGCUGCAAGUGCAAAGCAAGGCCCAAGGAAAGCCUGUUAGGCUAGUAGCAGUGUCUAAACUCAAGCCUGCUUCAGACAUCUUAGCUUUAUACGAGCACGGUGUGCGUCAUUUUGGCGAAAAUUAUGUUCAAGAGAUGAUUGGAAAGGCUAAUGAGCUUCCCAAGGAUAUCAACUGGCAUUUCAUUGGAGGUUUGCAGACCGGCAAGUGUAAAGACUUGGGCAAAGGCAUCGAGAACUUGUACGCUGUCGAGACACUUGAUUCUUUGAAGAAGGUUAAGAAGCUAGACACUGUCCGUACAAACGCUAAACUUCCCGUCAUUAAUGUUUAUUUGCAGAUAAACACUUCCUCUGAGGAACAGAAAUCUGGUUACAGUCUAGAUAAUCUCGAUGAGAUCUAUGAAACGGUAGAGUUUCUUCAAAAAAGCCAAUCUUUGAAAUUGGAAGGCAUCAUGACUAUCGGUUCUUUUGCGGAGUCAACCUCUGACAGUGGGGCAAACAAGGAUUUUACUCAGUUGGCUGACUUGAAAAAGAAACUUGAUGAAAAGUAUUCCCUUGACUUACAGUUGAGUAUGGGUAUGAGUAAUGACUUUGAAGCUGCAAUCGAACAAGGCUCUACAAGCGUUCGUGUUGGAACUUCAAUUUUCGGAGCUAGACCUCCUAGAAACGGGCAUUAA